This is a messenger RNA of Xenia sp. Carnegie-2017, 1259 nucleotides long. Its product is annotated as enhancer of mRNA-decapping protein 3-like. Gene Ontology annotation, cellular component: P-body. Gene Ontology annotation, biological process: P-body assembly; deadenylation-independent decapping of nuclear-transcribed mRNA. The transcript is spliced from 15 exons. Gene Ontology annotation, molecular function: mRNA binding. Lineage: Eukaryota; Metazoa; Cnidaria; Anthozoa; Malacalcyonacea; Xeniidae. The coding region runs from base 370 to 993 and encodes 207 amino acids. The record is from RefSeq and is a predicted model, not a curated record.
AUCUUGAAAGUGGAAAGGAAAUGGCAGAGAAGAACACAAAGAAGUUAAACAGUAAUACACCAGAGCUAAAGAAAAUAGAAGGAAUGUUUUGAUAUACCUUUACAAGAUGUAAAAGUGCCAAAUUUUGAUUUUGAAAAAAAUUUAAAGUUGUUUAAUAAAGAAGCAAUCUUUGAAGAGCUUAAGGGUUCAAGUAAGUCGAAAAAGAGAUCGGGAAAUGUCAAAAAUUCAGUGGAACAAGAACCAGUUAACCUUCGACAAAUUUUGGCUCCAUCACAACAUACUGGAGGUGAAUAUCAUACAAAUGAAGGUAUUAUUGUUCCUUCUAUUUCUCUUGAGUUGAAGAAUGAACUCAUUCAAGUCUCAGAGAGUAUGGGUUUUAGUGCAACACAGAGAUUUGAAAAUGCUGGUAUUUGUACCUGUCAAAUGGCCUUACAGCUGCUUGGUGGUGGUAAUAGAUUAAAACAGCGUAAUGCUCAUCAACCACCUCAUGUUGUCAUCUUGGCUGGUCCUAAUGAUGUUGGUAUUCAAGCAAUAUGUGCUGCAAGACAUCUAGCCAAUCACAGGGUUCAAGUUACGUUAGCAGUCCCAGUAAAAACACAGAUUUUAGUACAAAAUCUUGCUUUGUUUUUUCACACUGGUUCAAGAUUGACGUCUAAUACAUCAGAUCUUCCAAAAGAACCUGUUGACCUUAUCAUCCAUGGUAUGUUUUCUCCUAAUGAGAAAUCCACCAAUCAAACGCCAUCUGAACUGAAGUCUGCUUGUCAAUGGUCCAAUGAUAAUAAAGCACCAAUUUUGUUACUAGAACCAAGCGCCAACACAAGUGACGUUGAAUCAAAAUGGUCGCUUUCUUUGGGUCUUCCUCUAAUUGACGCUUCAAGUGGAUGUCAAAUGUAUUUAGCAGAUCUUGCUAUACCUAAAGCAAUGUACAAUGCUGUUAACAUCAACUAUACUUCUCCUUUUGAAGAGAAACUUGUGAUUGCUUUAAAUCAGUGAAGACAUUUAGAGAAGGCAGAAGUUGAUUUCAUUUUCCCAAAAUGGAUUCUCAGUCGUUUUGUUGUAACGCAGUCCAUCGCUUCUUCUAUGUUCGAACGUUUUAGGUAGGCUUUAAACUUUGAGGGCAGAUAGAUUACGUAUGAUAACAAAUUAUUAUGCUUAUUUAACUAAAUCUUUCAAAAUUGUGAUAUAGCUUUAUCUUUUACUGUUUUUGUUAUUCACUAUUAAGCUCAGUUUCUGCUUGAAUACAGUCAUACUAAUGGUGA